This is a messenger RNA of Musa acuminata AAA Group (dessert banana), 5246 nucleotides long. Its product is annotated as peroxidase 25-like. Gene Ontology annotation, cellular component: plant-type cell wall; plasmodesma. The coding region runs from base 4078 to 5052 and encodes 324 amino acids. NCBI's taxonomy places the organism in Eukaryota, Viridiplantae, Streptophyta, Magnoliopsida, Zingiberales, Musaceae. The transcript has 5 exons. Gene Ontology annotation, molecular function: peroxidase activity; heme binding. Gene Ontology annotation, biological process: response to oxidative stress; hydrogen peroxide catabolic process. The record is from RefSeq and is a predicted model, not a curated record.
UUUUAAUCCAAAUUUUGUACAUCCUUCGCCGUCGCAGUUCCCCCCCUUCCCGGAUCCCUCCUCCCUCUUCCACCUUUCGUCGCAGUCCCCUCCUUCCUCGACAUCAUCCUCCCCCUCCCUUCUUCUCCCUCCUCUCUCUUCCCCUCGUUCGUUGCAGCCCCCCGCCUCGUGGUACGUGGCAACACCCUCGACUCCACCCACCCUCUUCGCAGCUCCUCCCCUUCCCCGACACCAUCCUCCUUCUCCCCCUUCGUCGCAGCUCCUCCCCCUUCCACGACACCCAUUCUCCCUCUCCGGUUGAAAAUCUUGAUAUAGUAGGUUAUUGUAUGCGAUCUUGGCAAUUGAUGUGGAAAAUCUUGAUAGAGUAGGUUAUUUUUUAUAUUCUCUGAUUCCAGGUGACAUGUUAGUUAUUGGGUAUGCUGAUCAUCCUUUUGACACCAUUAAUUUUAAUCUCACAUGUUUUCAUUUUGUUAUAAAAUAUUUUCCUAAUUGCUUAUUUCUUUUUUGCCCUUGUUUUCUGGAGGAAAGGAAAGCUAUAUAGUGUGGUAGGACUAGUAGAUAAUCUUCUCUUUAGAAUAUGGUAUAGUUUAUUUUCCUCUUUGUUUGACAUUUCAUUAUGUUCUUGGUACCCGUCCUUUUAGGUUUUGAUGUAUGUGGUCGCCCAGUAUAUUUUUUUUAUUAGAAGGUAGGCUUUAUUGAUUUACAUAAGAUUCUGUGGUUGGUUCUCUGCGACUUUAAUUAUUUAUCUUGUGCUGAUAACAAACUUGGUGGUCGAAAUUUUUCGUAUUGUUCCUCUAUUAGAUCUUAUAAUCAAUUUCUCUCUAAUGUUGGCCUUUAUAAUCUUGGUUUUAUGGGUCCGAAGUACACCUGGUGUUAUAUCGCCAAGGUAGUCCUAGGAUCUGGGUUUGUCUUGAUCUGGUUUAUGCAAACUCCAAUUGGUUAAAUGUGUUUGAUAGCUCUGUUGUUAAGCACUUGCCUAGAGCUAACUCUGACCAUUGUCCUAUUUUAUUAUCUAUUACCUCUCAACGCAUGCAUUCAUGUAGAAUUUUUAAAUUUCAUUGUUUUUGGGUUGAGUACAAUAAGGUUCGUGACGUUCAACAUGUUUGGAAUGUUGAUUCUUGUAGUGGGGUCCGAUGCAGGUCAUUUCGGGUAAUUUAGGUAGGCUGAGAGGGUUUUUGUCCUUUUGGAAUAAAAACUAUCUUGGUGAAAUUGAGGAUGCCUUAGGUCCGCGACUUUUUUUGUCAUUUCAACCCCUUCCUUUGCUUGUCUUAUUAAUGGUUUAUCUUUUCAAUAUUUCAAGAGGGAGAGGGGUAUCAAACAAGGUGAUCCUCUUUCCCUUUAUUUUUAUAUCAUUGUGACUCAAAUUUUGACUUAUUUAUUGAAUGAUUCUUGUGAUAAAAAGUUGAUCACUCUUUUCUGUUUUAAGAGAGAAUUUAAAGUAUGCCACUUAAUAUAUGUGAAUGAUAUCUUACUUUGCUUUUGGGCAAACGAACGGUCUUGUGAUUCUAAUAGACACAUCUUCCAUGUUUAUGAGUCUCUCACUAAUCAGAAAAUCAAUGUCUUUAAAUCUGAAAUUUUUUUCCCUAGGAAAACUAUUAGGGGGGUGAGGCGUGAGAUUUGUAAUAUGUUGUAUAGAGAGGGCCAGUUUCCUUUGAAGUGUCUUAGAGCGUUGAUUGCACCUAAGAGAGUUAGCAAGUCGGAUCUUAAUUGUGUUUUUCAAUCGAUUAUUGACAAAAUUGGGUCUUGGUAGGUAAAUCUCCUUUCACAAGCUAGUCAGCUUAUGUUAAUUAAUUUUGUUCUCAAUUCUAUUCUGUCACACACAAUCAGUAUUACUUUGAUGCCUAAUUCUAUUCGAGAUGGGGUAUGAAGUCUAUUAGAAAUUUUUUGUGGGGUAAGAAUACUGGUUUAUGUGGUUUGCAUCUCAUUGUUUGGGAUAAGGUUAUAUUGCCUAAGGAUGACGGUGGUUUGGAUAUUAAAGAUUUGAAUAUCAUGAAGUCUGCUUUGCAGGGUAGGAGGAUUCUAUAGUAUUUGAAUAGGUCUAAUGGUCUUUGAAUCGAUGUGGGUAGGACUAAAUAUGGCGACAUUGAUCCUUGGAAUAUUCACUAUUCCGUAAGGAUAGCUAGAGCUUGAGGUUUUUUUACGGGCCUUGAGAAAUUAUGGAAUGGUUUUCCUAAAUUCGUGAGUAGUGGAUCUUCUAUUAGUGCUUUUAUCAAUCUAUGAAUUCUGAAUACUCCUUUUUGUUAUACACCAUCACUUUGUGAUGUUUUCGAAUUGCAUGAUACUUGUAUGGUUUCUGAUCUAUUGAUAGAUAGAUGCUAGAAUGUGGAUAAGUUGAACUAUUGAUUUGGGAAUGUUUUGACUAGUGUUAUCUGCCAGAUUGAUGUAUCUCUUGUGCCACUUGAUGAAUUUUGACUUUGGCAGUCUGAUGCGAAGGGUGUGAUUUCUGCUAAAUCUGCCUACAAGUAUUUGCAUUGCCAGGUGGGUUUGUCUAUUGGACAGGAGGAGGGCUGGCGGUGUUGUUUGUGGAGGCUGCCAGUAUUGCCUAGAAUCAACGGUUUUUGCUGGAAGCUUCUGCACCGCCGCCUCCCUAUGUCUGAUAGACUUGCUCGCCUGGUAGUAUGCAAUGCUGCUUUGUAUCCUUUUUGUUUGUUGGAAUCUGAAUCUAUCUCUCGUAGCUUUUUCCUUUGUAAUUUUGCGGCUGAUUUAUGGAGGACAGUGGAACAAUAACUUGAGCUGAGAUUUAUAUCCUAUAAUGAUUGGCCGGAGGUUGAUGUUGGGCGAAAGAGGGGUUGUUGUUGGGUGACAACGCUGGAUUAGUGUUUGUGUCUAUUGUUGCUACUACCCUUUGGUGGUUGUGGAGGGCUAGAAAUGAGGCUGUUUUCAAUCAGAAAAACUUUCCUUUUUUUUUAUUUUUCAGAAAGUAGUAGCUUUAAUCUCGGCUAGUGGCGAGGCCAAAAGACAUGAUGGCAUUAUUGAAGGUAGGCGAAUUGGGAUUUGUCCUAAGAGAUGACGCUGGUAAUGCUAUUGUUGAUGCAUGCAGGGUGGUGGAGCUGCCGGAUAUCUUGUACUGUAAGGCUGCUACGGUUAGUGAUGGACUCAAAACUGAUUGAUAAAUCUUGGUGAAGAUUCUAUGGAAGAGGAACCCAACUCUCCUUGGGGGCUUUAGGCAAUUGUAAUGCAUGAUAUUUGGGGCCUUCUUCAAAGUUUUGAUGUAUUUGUCAUUUCCCAUAUAGAAGAUAGGGAGGGAAACGAGGUAGCCAACCAGCUUGUCAAGAAUGUAAGGUCCACCAAAUCUUGUUGUAUUUGGAGAGGGGAGUGUCCCUCUCAGCAUGCCCAGUUUUUCUAUUUAUCUUACUUUUUGUAAUCGAAGAAGAGUUGCCAUCGUAAGUUUGAAACUAUUUGUAGCAAUUGUUUCAAUGUCUAGUGCUGCACCCAAACCAACUAUGUUAUUAUAGAACGAGCAACAUUCGAACCAUAAGCAUUUAUGUGCAUGGUGGUGGGAUUCUAUUCGAACAAGCAUAGUGGAAUCGUAUGAGGGUUCCACUAAUGGAUUGUUUCUCUUUUCCGAGUGAUCUAUUUAUUAGGUUUUUCUAUUUUUUUUUCUUAAUACAACACUUUAAACCGUCAACGUCACGUGCAUAGUGUAGUCUUUUAUUGGAAAAAUCAUAGUGGUUGCGUAUGAAGCAAAAUCCACCAGCAAAAGCACCGACCACCGCCGGUUCUCCUACCUGAGGUGAUUCUCCUACCUUUCACACUGGUAUGCAUUGUUUCUUAUUGUCUUUCUUCUGUGUGUGUUCAUGUGCAACAACAAGUUGUGUUUUGGAAAAGCAAGUCUUUUACUUCAUAUUACUGAAACUGUUAGAAUGUGUCUUAUUGGCCAACCAACCUACUCUAUUCCACAUGUGGCUGAAAUGCUCUAUCCACUAUCUUAGGGAAGCCCCAGGAGAAAAUAAAUGAUAGAAUAUGCCAACCUACUACGGUUCCUCUAUUAUGUAUAUAAGGCGCUUGGGAUAGGCAUCGGACAAUCGAUCCGAUCCUUCUUCAUACAUGUGAUAGAAGAUCGUAGCGGUGACAAAAAUGAUCGCCGCGCUGACUGUUUCUUUUGUAAUUCUAUUGAUAGAAUUUUCUGUUCAAGCCCAAGGUGGGUUGCAGAAGGGGUUCUAUUCUUCCACCUGUCCCAGAGCGGAGGAAAUCGUGAGGUCAACUGUCGAGAAGUACUUCAACAGCGACUCCACCAUCGCCGCAGGCUUGCUGAGACUGCACUUUCACGACUGUUUUGUGCAGGGUUGCGAUGGAUCAGUUUUGAUCUCCGGGGCUUCUGCGGAGCGAAGCGCGGUGCAAAACCUUGGGUUGAGAGGAUUCGAAGUUGUGGACGAUGCUAAAUCGGAGUUGGAGGCAACGUGCCCGGGAGUCGUCUCUUGUGCCGACGUACUUGCAUUAGCUGCUCGUGAUGCUGUGGAUCUGAGUGAUGGACCGAGCUGGUCGGUGCCGUUGGGAAGAAGAGAUGGUCUGGUUUCAUCAGCUUCAGAUGCCACGAGUUUACCGUCGCCGACCGAUUCCGUAGCUGUGCAGAGACAAAAGUUUGCUGACAAAGGGUUGACGGAUCAUGAUCUCGUAACGCUAGUUGGAGCGCAUACCAUUGGUCAAACGGCUUGUGUGUUCGUCCGGUAUCGGCUCUACAACUUCACAGCCACCGGUAACGCUGAUCCUACAAUCAAUCAAGCCUUCUUGGGACAACUUCAAACGAUCUGCCCCCAUGAUGAUGGCGAUUUUUCCAACCGAGUCGCCCUCGACAAAGGCAGCAUGACUAAGUUCGACGCGAGCUACUUUAAGAACGUGAGGGAUGGCAACGGAGUGCUGGAGUCGGACCAGAGACUCUGGGAAGAUGACGCAACCCACGACAUUGUCGGCAACUAUGCCGGAAACUUACGCGGCCUCUUGGGUCUGAGGUUUGCCUAUGAGUUUUCUAAGGCCAUGAUCAAGUUGAGCAGCGUUGGUGUCAAAACGGGGACAGAUGGACAGAUCAGAACGACAUGCUCAAAAUUCAAUUGACAAGUGUACACAUAUAUAUAUAUAUAUAUAUACACUGAACUGAACAGAGACCGCUUUCAAAUGUCUGAAGAAAGUAUAGUGAAGAGGAGACUGGUCCCCGUUGGAGUGGGAUAUGAACUGGGUGGGUAUCAUAUUACAUGUUGACCAAUAAAUUUGUAUUAUAUUAAAACGAUAAUAAAUAAAGUUUCCCCUAC